Messenger RNA from Biomphalaria glabrata, 3097 nucleotides. RefSeq names its product cytochrome P450 3A24-like. The coding region runs from base 171 to 1655 and encodes 494 amino acids. The record is from RefSeq and is a predicted model, not a curated record. The transcript has 4 exons. Gene Ontology annotation, molecular function: oxidoreductase activity, acting on paired donors, with incorporation or reduction of molecular oxygen; steroid hydroxylase activity; heme binding. Lineage: Eukaryota; Metazoa; Mollusca; Gastropoda; Planorbidae.
GGUCGCGAACUAUGGCCUAGUUUAUGCACAACACAGACACGGUGCACAAAACAGAAAUCUUUAUUGACUGGCCUUAAAUGGUGAGAAGGUGUAGUGAACUGGAAACUAUAAAUAUUGCCUGACUCGCUACUGUGUCGCAGUGAAUUGUUACAGGAGAAAGAACCUUGGCCAUGAUCACACUUGUACUCAUUGGGACUGUAGUUCUACUUGCUGUCUUUGCCUUCUACAAGUACAUGACCGCCAAUCAUGGAGUCUUCAAGAAAAUGGGCAUCGAACAUCCGCCGACCUCCUGGUUUUUCGGAAAUUUUAACCUGGCCAUAAAGUAUGGCGUCUUUGAAUCUCAGAAGAUCUUCUACAAUAAAUAUAAAGAUAAAAAGGUGUAUGGCUGGUAUGACUCUAGGAGACCAGUGAUGGUUGUCAGAGACCUGGACAUGGUCAAAGACAUUUUCGUCAAGAACUUUUCCAGCUUUGUUGACCGGUACACUCUCUUUGACGUGGACCCACCGUUCCGCGACAAUCUCCUCAACUUGAAAGGUGAACACUGGAAGCAUGUCCGAAACAUAGUCACUCCGACAUUCAGCUCUGGUCGAAUCAAGAAGAUGACGUCACACAUUCAGAAAAACGCCAAAGUUUUGUUAGAAAACAUUCAACACUUUUAUGAAACUGGACAGGAAGUUGAGCUGCGCGAUCUUAGUUCCUGUUUCACUUUGGACGUCAUCGCUAGCACUGGGUUCGGUCUAGAGAUUAACACUCUCAAGGAUCCCGAAAACAAGUUUGCCGCCGAGGCUAGAAAAGUGAUCAACCCUAAUCCGAUUCUUUUCACGAUAAUAUUAUUCAUCCCUGAGCUGACCAAGAUUUUCUCCAAUUUAGGUUUUCCCAUCCUGCCACAAAAGUCCAUGGUAUACUUCGCCCAGGUGGUGGAUCAGAUCAUAGAAGAACGAAAAAGAGAUGGACUCCAUGGGAAAGUCAACGACUUUUUAGAUCUCUUAAUGAAUGCUGAGACUGAAGCGGGACAUGAGGAAGGGAGAGAAUUAACAAGAUCAGAGUUGCAUGCUCAAGCCCUUGUUUUUAUUUUUGCUGGCUUCGACACAACGGCUACAGUUUUAUCGUUUACUUUGUUCUUCAUUGCCAUGAACCCGGAAGUUCUAAAGAAGGCCCAAGAGGAGGUGGAUGCUAAAUGUGGCCAGGAGUUGCCCACGUACGAUGUGGCCCAAACAUUGACUUACCUUGAUAUGUGUAUAAAUGAGGCUAAUAGGUUGGCCAGUCCGGCCAUAUUCAUUAACAGGAGAUGUGUCCAGGAUGCCUACAUUCAGGACAUUUACUUUCCCAAAGACAUGAUAGUUCUUAUUCCAUUGUAUGCCAUACAUUGUGACCCGGAAAUAUACCCAGAACCUGACAAGUUCGACCCUGAACGGUUCAUUUCUGAAAACAAAGCCACAAGACAUCCAUACGCUCAUUUGCCUUUCGGCCAAGGGCCAAGAAAUUGUAUUGGAAUGAGGCUGGCACUGUUGGAACUGAAGAUUGUCAUCGCCGCCAUAUUACAAAAGUUUACCCCUGUGCCUUGCAGCAAAACAGUCUAUCCAAUCAAAUUAAGUAAAAUGCAGCCCAGAGCGCAGGAUGGGCUGUGGGUUAAAUUUGAACAAAGAAGGAAAUAGGUAUAAAUGUUCCUAGUCACAUAAUGUGUAUGCAUUAAGGUCCACAACUGGCCAGCGUAAGUUCUCGUAACACCAACAUUUAGCUGUCAAUAAUUAUUAUAUUAUAGUGUGAAUAUUGUGAAAAAUUGUAUUAACGAAUGUUAAUAUAGGGUUUUUAUAUUAGUCCUCUUGACUACUAUUUAACCUUCGAGUGUAAAGCUGUUUUGCUCCGAAAUGAACAUCAUUUCAAUUAGCUUAAUUAGUUCAAACGGAACGGUGGUGACAACAUUGUGUUUAGGUCUGUCUACUUGAAAACAUCCCUCCCCCCAAUCACUCUAUGGGGCUACUUUCACCCUCAUCUGUGCCUUAGUCUUUUUGACCGUUUGGGUACCUACCCAUCCCCAUGUGACCUGCUGGACAUCUCACCGUUCCUUUCUGUCCAUUGCCUGAAUUAGAGUCUCUUUCAUUGACCAUUGGUAAAUGUUUGGGGGCUUUACAAUGUAGCUUGUCUUUAUCUGAGGUUAUCCCCCAAAUGCUAAUUACAAGUAAAUGAUCAUGCAUCUCAUUUGAGGCUGAUAUUGUUUGGAAGGGGUAGGAUCGGAUGUUUGCUGAUAGUCUAAACGAUGUGUCUAUAAACUGUAUUCUUUAGAUAGUUACUUUAUCCUAUCAAUCUAAUUGAUUUCCUGAGCUCGCAAAUGAAGUUGAGUUUCCCCUUUCAGACCUUGCGAUCUAUGGGGCAGAUGAUGUAAAAGGUAAUCUGUUACUGUGGCCCACGGUUAACGAGGGUGUCAUGUGGCCAGCACAACAACCAACCGCCUUUACUACUUAACCCUUCUCCCCAAAUACCAAAUAAUGUCAGGUACCCAUUAGAGACAUCAGAGGCACCAAAAGAACCCGAACUUAAAAAUCCCAGUCUUCACCAGGAUUCGAACCCGGGACCCCGGUUUGGAAGCCAAGCGAUUUACCGCUAAGCCACCGCGCCUCGCAAAUGAUUCCAAAAAAAAAUUGAAGGUUGGUAACCAAAUCAAUUACAAUAAUUCAUUUUGUUUAUCUCUUAAUCAAAUUUGCAGCCCGUCGUCCUUACAAGAGUGUGGACUACUAACAAAAGAUCCCAAUAAAAAAAAAAAAUCCCCAUAAUCCCUUACAUGGGGUCAAUGCUUCCAUCUUGGUCCAGAUGUAACCAAAGUUUAAGGUUAGAUAGUUCAUGUCGUACAUGUGCAUCUUGGGUGCUGUCACUAAGUCUUACCUUGUGGAGUCCACUUCAAUGUCUGCCUUGUGAUCCUUGUAGGCGAUUUACGUACGAUAUUUAUGCAUUUAAAAAGAAAACCUUUGGAAAAUAUUUAUUUUCUCACAUUUAAUAAAUAUUCUUGUUAUCUAUGAUUGUGUUUCAAUGUUUUUUUAAAUUUUUACUUUUGAAAAUCAAUUUUUAUAACUUUUUUAAUUCAAUAAAAACAUUCAUGUUC